Messenger RNA from Fundulus heteroclitus (mummichog), 5386 nucleotides. RefSeq names its product ubiquitin specific peptidase 36 (gene usp36). Gene Ontology annotation, molecular function: cysteine-type deubiquitinase activity; cysteine-type endopeptidase activity. Gene Ontology annotation, cellular component: nucleus; cytosol. The transcript is spliced from 20 exons. NCBI's taxonomy places the organism in Eukaryota, Metazoa, Chordata, Actinopteri, Cyprinodontiformes, Fundulidae. The coding region runs from base 117 to 3521 and encodes 1134 amino acids. Gene Ontology annotation, biological process: protein deubiquitination; regulation of apoptotic process. The record is from RefSeq and is a predicted model, not a curated record.
CCCGCCCCUCCAUAAUGCAGCAUGGGCAAAAAAUUCCAGAUUCGGUAGCUUCAGCUGAGGGAGCAAACUCCUUUUGAGAAAUAUUUGGCCGAUUAAACAAAAGUAAUGUUCCAACAAUGCCGAUAGUAGAUAAACUCAAGGAGGCGCUGAAACCCGGUCGGAAGGAGACGGGCGACGACGGCGACCUGAACAAGCUGCUGGCUUCUUCCGCCAAGAAGGUGCUCCUGCAGAAAAUCGAGUUUGAGCCCGCCACCAAGGGUUUCUCCUACCAGCUGGACAGCCUGAAGAACAAGUAUGUGAUCCUCAAUCCCAGAACCGAGGGCGCCACGGGCCAGAGAGCUGCGGAGCCGGCUCAAAUCAAGAGGCAAGCGUCUGAAAAUGUGAUCAGCAGCCAGGGCGACGGGGUCCCGGCCCCGCAGAAGAUGCUCUUCCCUGGGAACAAGCUCAAUCUGAAAUGGGAGCGCGUGUACAGGGUGGGAGCUGGUCUCCACAACCUCGGAAACACCUGCUUCCUCAACUCCACUGUCCAGUGUCUCACCUACACCCCGCCGCUCGCCAACUACCUGCUCUCAAAGGAGCACAGUCGGGCCUGCCACCAGUCAGGCUUCUGUAUGAUCUGUGUGAUGCAGAACCAUAUCAUCCAAGCCUUCGCCAACACGGGCAACGCCAUUAAGCCCGUCUCCUUCAUCAGAGACCUGAAAAAAAUCGCUCGCCAUUUUCGCUUCGGAAGCCAAGAGGACGCCCAUGAGUUUCUGCGGUACACCAUCGAUGCCAUGCAGAAAGCCUGUCUCAAUGGAUACCCUAAACUCGAUAGACAGACUCAAGCCACCACACUGGUUCACCAGAUCUUUGGAGGUUACCUCAGGUCAAGAGUGAAAUGCUCCAUCUGCAAAAGUGUGUCGGACACGUACGACCCGUACCUGGACAUUGCAGUGGAGAUCCGGCAAGCAGCGAACAUAGUGCGAGCCCUGGAGCUGUUUGUCAAACCUGACGUCUUGAGUGGGGAGAAUGCCUACAUGUGUGCCAAGUGCAAAAAGAAAGUGCCAGCCACCAAGCGCUUCACUGUCCACCGGACAUCCAACGUCCUCACCCUUUCUCUGAAGAGGUUUGCAAACUUUAGCGGAGGAAAAAUAACCAAGGACGUCGGUUAUCCAGAAUUUCUAAACAUCCGCCCCUACAUGUCUCAGAGCUCAGGCGACCCAGUUAUGUACGGUUUAUACGCCGUCUUGGUGCAUUCCGGCUACAGCUGUCACGCCGGUCACUACUACUGUUAUGUCAAGGCGAGCAACGGACAGUGGUACCAAAUGAACGAUUCCAUGGUUCACUCCAGCAACAUCAAAGUGGUUUUGAACCAGCAGGCUUACGUGCUGUUCUACCUGCGGAUCCCGGAGUCAAAGAGGAACGCAGACGGGCAGACCACCAAGCAGGGAAUGCUGCAUUCUGGGAAGAACAGCGCAUCAUCCGAGCAGAUAAAGAGGGCAAACUUAAACGGGCCUCUAUCUUCAUUGCAAGAUACCAAGAAACUCGAGCCUGCCCAGCUGCGUAAGAUCCAGUCCAUGGACGGCGGCUUGGGUCUGCCCGUUUCCAGGAACGGCGUGAACUCCCAGCCCAGACUGUCCAACUGGACGUCAUCCUCCAACGGCCUGUCGAAGGUGCCGGGCGGACCCACGGUCAUAGAGGAGCCCUUCAAGAAGGUCAACAAGCCCUCUCCUCAGAGCCAGGCGCAGUCCCGCAGCACCACGCCGACCCCUUCCAACAACGGGGUCGGGAGGACGGACGGGGAGAAAAAGCAGAGCGGCGAGGGCAGAGGGAUGGCAGCAUCUACCUCAUUCAAGUCUCUGUCUGACUCUUCCUCUGCUGACACCACCGACUCAAAGGAGUCGGUCGGUACGAAAAGCGAGCCCGCCAGAGAGACCCCCUCGACUCCUCGGAAGGGCUCCAGCAGCGUGGCGUCUCCGGCCCGGAGCGUGGAGCGCUCCCAGAGCACGGAGGAGCAAAAGACGGCCAAAUUAAAACCCCCGGCACUCAACAACAUCACAGCCGAAGCCACCAGCGCCAUGUCUCCACCACCUGCCAAGAAGCUGGCCCUCUCAGCCAAGAAGGCUUACAGUCAGAGUCCGAGCAACAUUGAUGCUCUGCGCCAUGCGCCUAAGCGGCUGCCCACUGACCCCAUGCAUCAAACUCAACUUAAAUCACCCGCCACCGCCUCAGCCAAUCACAAUUACAGAGUCAGCCCAUUUAAUCCUCCUAAAGCCCAGUUCUCACCUUUUGCCCACUCAUGCGGCCCCCUAGCGCAGAAGAGCCCCCACGAACAGCCAUUUUCCUCCAUACCGCAAAAACCAAAAGCCAGCCUUUCUCACAAAACCAAUGGCCUUCACAGUCCAACGAGCCCCAAGUCUUCCAGCAACCUCAGCCCCGCAGCUCCAGAGCCAGACCUCGACCCUCUGGCUCAGGACGUCAGCCCAAAGAAGAAGAAAAAGAAGAAGAAGAAGCGACGACACUCCGAGGCAAUGGGCGACGCGGAGACUUUUACGUCCUCGGCUCCUGCCACACCGUCCAGCCCCACCGAGUCUACGCACGAGAAGAAGAGCAAGAAGAAGAAGAAGAAGAAGCGGAAACACGAGGGAGAGGGUGCGGAAAAAUCGGAACUGAGGGAGUGCGUCCAGUCUCAUUUGGACACGUCGAAUCAAGAGGAGGAUUGGUGUCAGAGCGGCUUGUGGAGUCUAACAUCUCCGUCGGAGCAAAAGGUUCGGCUUUCCCCCACCGGCUCGACGCAGUCCGAGUCAAAUCAGAAAGAACAGCAAACUGACCCUGUGAAGAAAAAGAAGAAGAAAAAGAAGAUGAGACAUGAACAGGAGGAGGCUACGCACUCCACAUCAGAAAGGGAUCCAGAGAUGAAAAUCGCAGGUUUUCCUAAUGAUGCAGAAGAUUUAAUAAAGAUGAACAAUAAACUGACUAUAAAGAAGAAGAAGAAAAAGCUAAAAGUAGAGCUGCGAGAGGAGAGAAAAUGUUCUGAAGAUGAAUCGGGAGAAGAACCCGCCUCCAAAAAGAUCUCAACAGAGGACAGAAAAGGUGGCAAGGAAAGUACAGUGGUGCUGUGGGACAGCCAGGUGAGGGACGGCUACAAACGCAGCAGGGCGCCGGCGGCUGACGGAAGCGCUUCGGCGAAGACCCCGAGCCGCGUUGCUCCUGCAUCCUGGGACGGGAAAAAGAGCAGCGCCGUCGUGGAAGAGCUCCUCAAGAACUCCACGGAUAAAGCCUACGGAGCCAACGUCCUCAGCUGGGAUGGCGAGGUGUCUGCUGUCAGUAAGGAUGCAAUUGAAGAUGUCCGCAGCGCCAUGUGUGACACGGUGAUUGAUGAGUGGGAUGAGGACUUUGACCAAGGAAAGGUGAAGAAAGUCAAGAACUACAAAAGAGAGAAGUGGAGGGGCGGCGGCAGCAUCUUCCAGAAGAUCCAGGACAGGCGGAACAAGUGGUCGGUAACACCCGGAGCCAAGCGAGUUUUCGGAGCGCGGCGCUGAGGUCCUGCUGCCGGAAACGUUGGACAGCUACACUGUAAACCAAACGUCCGUUCUCCGGUUUUCAUCUCCGUCUGCUGUGUUCACGAUUGUUUCCCAAAUUCACGGGAACAGCAUGUGCCACAAGCAGCCCACUGACACUCUGACCAGUCCUAACGUAUAAAAUGUUGCCUUUUUAUUGGUUCAUUAAACAAAAAAAGAUGUAUGAUGUAUCAAUGUCACAUGAAUUGCUGAGUGUCCACAUCCUUUGAGCCUUAGUUACGGUGUUUAGAACUGCUCUAAAAGGAAAUAAACACUGUAAUCGUGAGGAUUUCGCUGUAACACGUUGGCUGUCUUGUGUCCGACUUCACGCGGUCUCUGCUGGCAUAAGGGCUCUCGAGUUAAGACCUUAACGAAGAGACGUUUGUUUUAACCCAUCCCCUAGAUGUAUCCUUCUAUACCAAAUCAUACAGUGAUUUAAGUCUUUUAAUUCCUUUGCGGAUUUUUUAUUUUAUUUUAUUUUUUAAGUUGGUGCUAUCUGUUUUCUUUUGGACCAAAUUUUGCCUGCGUAUGGCUGGUAAAAUUGUGGUUUAAAUUUCUAGAUUUUUUAUAUAUAUAUAUAUAUAUAUAUAUAUAUAUAUAUAUAUAUAUAUAUAUAUAUAUAUAUAUAUAUAUAUAUAUAUAUUGCAUGCUUGACUGAACAAAUGUAAGUUUAAUUUGCCUGUUGCUUUGAAUGAGUUUCAUGUCAUUUAGUUAUCCUGUACCACAAAAAAAGCCUAGUAAGAUUACAUUGACACCUUAGUAUGCAAUUCGCCUUCUUGUAGGCGAGUGGGUCGGAUUUCCGAGGGAACCAGAUAUGUACAGGUUAUUUUAUUUUUUAUUUUUUUUCUUCUACAACUGAGCAUCUCAAUUGUUCGUUCAGAGGCCUCCAAUCUGGAAAUGGGACCUUCCUGUUCUCUACAAAAACCACAACAAGGAUCAUUUCAGUCUGUCAUGUCAGACAGGGCAUCAGAGGGGGACGUGAUCGUUUCUUUUCCCAUGUAACUUUUUAUUACUAUGCAAUCUUCUGACCGUCACGCUGGUCAUGUAAAAAAAACCGGGCUGAGACUCAGGAACGCGGACCUCCUGUACGCCAUGCAUUCACCCUACGUCCAGAUCAACCUUAUCCUCCUCCUGUUUCAUUUCAGCGCAGCUAUUCUACCUGGACCACCACGAUUGCAUCCUGUACAUCUUGUAGAAACGUUUUUUUUUUUUUUUUCGGGGGGGUUUGUAUACGAACAAUUGUUUUCCGAGCGCGGGAAACCAUCGGGGACAGAAACGCGUAGAAAACCGCUUCGCCAACGUAGAAGACUGUACAGUCCGUCUUGUGCUACCUGCAUCACCCUUAAAUGCUUUGAAGAGUUGCCCAAAGCAUUUCUUUUCAUUCUAGAGAUGUUGCCUUGAAUUGGCUACAACUAUAGGAUUUAAUGUUAUAAAUAUCUAAUUUAAAGAACAAAAGACAGAUCUUUUAUUGUUCUAAUGAUAAGUUGAUGGAUGUUGACUUGAGAAUUUACCUGCAAAUGUGUUUGUGUAUAAGAGUUACCUGUUUUCAUGCAAGUUCUCUGCUGCCUCUGUAGUAUGCAUACAGAGCAGGGGAGGGGGGGUGGAGCAGUCUUAACUUCUGUAGGACUUUGUCAUCAACUGUGAACUCAUAACGUAGGCUAUAUGACUCUCAAAGAGGCUCAGAGGAACAUUUCGCAUCAGUGUUUGCAACGAUUCUGUUUUGCACCGUUUUUUUUUUUUUUUUGUUUGUUUUUUUUUUCUGACCAGGAAUGAGAACUUUCAUAAUGAAAGAAGCUCUUACCACAAUACAGUUAAGUAAAAAAGGUGCAAUAAAGUUGUGACUUUUG